This is a messenger RNA of Kwoniella shivajii, 588 nucleotides long. RefSeq lists its product as uncharacterized. The coding region runs from base 1 to 588 and encodes 195 amino acids. The record is from RefSeq and is a predicted model, not a curated record. The transcript is spliced from 3 exons. Lineage: Eukaryota; Fungi; Basidiomycota; Tremellomycetes; Tremellales; Cryptococcaceae.
AUGAGUUUUAUGAUUUUAUACCCGAUCAGCUCAUUGGCACGUUUGUACGCUGAAACACUCCCAGAACAAUACACGAUCGCAACUCGUUCAAAACCUUUCGAAAAUUCCAGUCACGCUUCCGAAUACGAUUCACUGAGUUACGUCUCUCGUCGAAUCACCAACAAAGAUCCAAGAAACAUAACGAACGAGUCACCCGUCAUGUCCACUAAAGGUGUAGUAUUCAAUUUGACCGUAUCGUUACCAGGAAAUCUCCUUGUCACCAAUUAUACUCGAUUCUCCAUAUCAGCCAAGGGUGAUUCACAAUCGCAAUCGAGUCUUCCUCUCAGUUUUCAACCUACUGACUUGAAUGACCUCGGUCAAAAGUGGAAUCAUACUGAAGAUGGCAGACUUCGAGUUGCCGGUGAAGACAAUCAAUAUACACAAUGUCUGACUCAAGAUUUGACCAAGGAUCUAGGAACAUUAGACAGUCUCAUAACUUCAUCAUGUGAAGAAGGAGGUGAGGGCGAUCACACCAACUUCAAUCAGAUCUGGGAAUUUGUUAAAGAUAAUUUUACACCCACUGGUAUCGUUGAUACCGUGGGAUUCUGA